AUGGAUGCUAGUAUCUUGAGGGCUGUGGUUUUGAUGAGCAUGCUUGUGCUUGCAAUAGCUCAAGCUGAUAUUAAUCCUUCCUAUACCAAUACGGUUUCAAAUGGCAACACUCUUGGUCAAGUUGAUGAUGUCUCUGAUCCUUCCAAUACAAAUCAUGUGGUUCCAAAUGGUCAUCUUAUUUCUUGUGGUUUAAAAUGUGCGACAAAGUGCCUGAUGAACCCAAUAUGCCUUGGCAUGUGCAUGAUCAGAUGCAAACAUAGGCCUUCAGAUGUUGUAUAUAAUUGUACACAUAACUGUGACAACUCUAUUGCCACCACAAGCACUUCCAAUUUUGAUAAACGCUAUGUGAAGGGCUUCUUCACUCCUACCGUCAUCACCAACAUCAUCAAUAAUAGUAAUAGAGAGAGAAUACACUCUCCAAGGAGCAACACCUAA
Messenger RNA from Prunus armeniaca (apricot), 435 nucleotides. The record is from the annotation of a GenBank genome assembly. Lineage: Eukaryota; Viridiplantae; Streptophyta; Magnoliopsida; Rosales; Rosaceae.